CUCACUUUCGCCGGCGCCGAUGACGGUUCUCUCGACGUCGUCGGCUCGUCGCCGUCAGAGCGUUGUGCUGCAACGAUCGCGUAUAUAACGUGACAGCCGUUAAAAUACAAGGACGCAGGUCGCGCGAAAAUAUUGCCCGACAGUGUCCCGCAUUCGGGGUCGCUAAUCCGGAAGCAGUGUAGCGGAGCUACCGUUGGUUCGUCACCUUCCUCGCGGGGGUGACGUCGCGACCACGUGAUAACGUGUUCAUCGCGACGUCGUGGUCGUCAUCAGAGACGACACGGCGCGGCACGGCGUGGCGUGGCGCGGUGUGGUGCGGUGUGGUGUGGCGCGGCGCGACACGCUAGCGCCUUGUUUUGACAGCGUGGUACUGUGGCUCAACGGGGGUUGACGCUCGCCUUUGUGCCGACGAUAGUAGCGUAGACGCGGAGGCGGUUCGUCUCUCUCGCUCCAGCGCGCACGAGGGUGAGACGGCCGGAGAGCGUGAGUGGGGCAGAUUGGCAGCGCGCCGGGAGGGAGCGAGAAAGUGGUGGGUGUGUGGGUGGUAGGAGAGAGGGGAAGGUGACUCGCGAGGGACGACGCGUGUGCCGAGGAGGACUGUUGUUUUCGGCAGACUGCUAAGAAACGAUCAUUCACGUGACCGAUCGCUCCGAAAUGCGUGCUCGCGUACUCAGCGCGGUGUAAUCGCGCCUCGCAGUACGCGCGGUUCCUUCGUACGAUUCGCAUCGAAAGCGAGAGCGUUCGGUAUCGCGAGUGAGAAUUUCCGCGGCACCUGCCACGCGCCACCGUGAGACAUUGACCGUGACAUCCGAACAACCGGCGGGAGUGCGCGCGCGACAAAGAGAGAGACACUGCUACGCGACCGGGUGAAGUCGAUCCCGAUCAGCCACGAGAGACGGAUGGCAGUUCGUGAGAGAAGGCAACUUCGUUUUUAAGUGCACUUCGACCCCAUAAGCCCCUUUGAGAUAAUCUUAUUUAGAGCUUAGCUUAGCUUGCCCACAAAUAUGUGUGUUCCACGGUGUGCUCCGAGCUAGAAUCCCACUCGACGUAUACAGGAAGAAAGAGCAAAAUGCUUUCGUGACGAGACUGGUCGACUGGUCGAUAGGUGCUUCGUUAAAUCGAGUUCUCGGACAGUGGAUUUACGGAUACUGUGUCGAUGACGAAACGUGACUGACUCGAGGUGUUGUUCGAAGUCGUCGACGUGGAAUUCGAACGGAAUACGUGUAUGAGACUCGUGGUGACAGGUCUGAAGAAGUGCACGGCACGCGACUCGUGCGCGUCAUACAUGUAUCCACGUAUUACCUCGAGUGGACGCGCGAUCUAACCGUCGAGAACGACUGUCUUUCGCGUGACAACCCUAGCAACCCGCGGCAGCGGGUUCUCCGCAACGAAGGUGGCUCACACGGCUAAGGACAGGGCCGCCGAACUGCAGGCGGAAGUGCGCAGCGCCAUAAGGGUGCUGCAUGGCUGGUGCCCCCGGCCACCGCAGGGGCACGCGCGAGGAGAAACGGUGCUGAUGUCACCGCAAUCCCAAAUACGUGGCAAUCACAGAAACGGUGGCCCGCCUCCGCCGCCACCCGCCACAGUCGUGGUCAGCUCGACCUCCAGCAUGAGGCCGCCGCCGCCACCGCCGCCUCCCAGAGCGAGGGCCUCGAACGACAGCAAGGGCCAUCACGAGGAGCCCACCAGUUCUAUUCCUGAUCUCGGUAAGUCCGAUAUGCCGGUCGAACAACUUGCGAUGGUGGUCGAAUCACCAACUAAAUUUGACGGGACCACCGUGUUGUGCCGAGUCUGCGGUGACAAGGCGUCCGGUUUUCACUAUGGGGUCCACUCUUGCGAGGGGUGCAAGGGCUUCUUCCGCCGGAGCAUCCAGCAGAAGAUUCAGUAUCGGCCGUGCACCAAGAACCAACAGUGCAGCAUCCUCCGGAUCAACAGGAAUCGCUGCCAGUAUUGUCGCCUCAAAAAGUGCAUCGCCGUCGGCAUGAGUCGUGAUGCGGUGCGAUUCGGCCGCGUGCCCAAACGCGAGAAGGCCAGGAUUCUGGCUGCCAUGCAGCAGAGCUCCCACAGUCGUUCUCAAGAAAAGGCGGUAGCGGCCGAGCUGGAGAACGAGCAACGCCUGCUCGCGACCGUCGUGCGGGCCCACCUCGACACAUGCGACUUCACCAGGGACAAAGUCGCCCCGAUCCUCGCCAGAGCUCGCGAGACUCCAAACUACACCGCGUGUCCACCGACCUUGGCAUGCCCCUUGAAUCCUAAUCCGCAGCCGUUGACCGGCCAGCAAGAGUUGCUCCAAGACUUCUCCAAGAGGUUCUCGCCGGCCAUACGCGGUGUCGUGGAGUUCGCGAAACGUAUACCUGGUUUCAGCCUGCUGGCUCAGGACGACCAGGUCACUCUACUGAAGGCGGGUGUGUUCGAGGUGCUGCUCGUACGACUGGCCUGCAUGUUCGACGCUCAAACGAACAGCAUGAUUUGCUUGAACGGUCAAGUGCUCAAACGCGAGUCCAUCCAUAAUAGUAGUAACGCGCGUUUCCUAAUGGACUCGAUGUUCGAUUUCGCCGAGAGGGUCAACUCGUUGGGACUCUCCGACGCAGAAUUGGGACUGUUCUGCUCGGUGGUGGUGAUCGCUGCCGACAGACCCGGGCUUCGCAACACCGACCUGGUCGAACGCAUGCAUAACAAACUGCGAAACGCCCUGCAGACGGUACUGGCGCAGAACCAUCCCCAGCAUCCUGAUAUCCUACGGGAAUUGUUGAAGAAGAUACCCGACUUAAGAACUUUGAAUACUCUCCACUCGGAAAAACUGUUGGCUUUCAAGAUGACCGAGCAACAACAGCAGUUGCAAGCUCAGCAACAGCAUCAGCAGCAGCAGCAGCAGCAACAACAACAGCAGCAACAAACGCAGCACGUCAUCACCGCUCAGCAGCAACAGCCACAUUGGCCAAUGGAGGAGGAGCCGCCGGCCUCUUGGAGCUCCGCUUCGGACGUGACUCUGGACGAGGCCGUGAAGAGUCCACUGGGUAGCGUCUCAAGCACCGAGAGCACCUGCAGCGGCGAGGUCGCCUCCUUGACGGAGUACCACCACGUCGCGCCACCCAGCAGUCAUCACGCGUCCAGCGCGCCUCUCCUGGCCGCUACUCUGGCCGGUGGACUGUGUCCGCAUAGACGACGGGCCAAUUCGGGCAGCACCAGCUCUGGUGACGACGAGCUCCAUCGCUCCGCCAUGUCCAAGACACCUCAGCCGCCGCAGUGUCCGCGAUUCCGCAAGUUGGAUUCGCCAAGCGACAGCGGAAUCGAGUCCGGUACUGAGAAACCAGACAAACCGGCCAGUAGCAGCGCCAGCAGCGCACCUACCUCUGUAUGCUCGAGUCCGCGCUCGGAAGACAAGGAAGUCGAGGACAUGCCGGUGCUGAAGCGCGUGUUACAGGCGCCACCGUUGUACGACACCAACUCGCUGAUGGACGAGGCUUACAAACCUCACAAGAAAUUCCGCGCUCUACGCCAGAAGGACAGUGCCGAGGCCGAACCGGCUGUGGUGGUCCAGCACACGCAGUCACAGCUGCACCUGCACCUGACUUCACCACCUGCGCGAAGUCCACCCACCACGCAAACGGCACAAGUGCAAUGCCAGCAGACCACGAGUUUACUCAGCAGCACGCAUUCCACCCUCGCGAGGAGCCUGAUGGAGGGUCCGCGGAUGACGCCGGAACAAUUGAAACGCACGGAUAUCAUACACAACUUCAUAAUGCACGGUGAGGCUAGUCCUAGAUCACCGACGGCCUCGCCGUCGCCCGCGGAACAGUGCGCGUCGACCACCACCGUGACAGCGCGCUCGAUGCAAGGAUCUCAGGGCCUCUUGCAAUGCGCCACCACGAGCUACUCGACUAGGUGGCCAGCCACCUCGGUCAUCACGACAACGACGGGUGCGCGACAACACAACAACAGCAGCAACAGCAGCAGCAGCAGCAGCAACAACAGCAGCAGCAGUCUUCCUCGGACUACCUCUGUUGGGAAUUCGCCGGCCUCGUCGCCGAGGUAUCUCUCCGCGGCGGCGACCAGUAGUACGAGCACGAGUCCGAGGCCGACCUCGAGUACGGCGGCCACGCUGGUGCUGGCCGGUUGCCCCAGCAACAUGAUGGAACUGCAGGUCGACAUCGCGGACAGCCAGCAACCGUUGAACCUUUCGAAGAAGUCGCCGUCGCCAUCGCCAUCACCUAGACCGUUGGUCGGACCAUGCAAGGCUCUCUCCCUCGAGGCGUAGUGUUCUCGCGUGCUCGAGUGAUCUCCCGUGACGCGUGGAAAUCGGAACGUUCGAUCGAUGAUCCACCUAUCACAAGGCCGGCGGACUCUCGCUCCGGCAGUAACGCGGUACAACCUUUCCCGGCCCCUCGACUAUAAAUACGAAAGUGCCAGGACGCUCAGAGCGCGUGACAAACCAAAUAAUUUAUUAAUUUAAAAAAAAAAAACCGCGCUAAUCGCUAAUCGCGCCCGAGAGGAGCACAAGGAGGUGGAGGUUACGGAGGGAGACAAACGAGACACUAUAAGCCUCCGUGUAAUAUUCACGAGGAAGACAGACAGACGCGUUGAGUGGCGGCGUUGAGUUGCUUCUCCCGAGUGUGCGAGAGAAAGGGAGAAAGAACGGCAAGAAUAAGCAACGGGACACACGGAGAAUAUAUCGGACGCUCGCGCGCGCGACGAGUGCCGUGCCGCGUAGGGGAGCCAGCGAUCCACCUAAAACUACCUAUCUACCUGUCUACCUACCUAAAAAAAAAAAAACCUAUCUGCUCUAGGUGUACAUCUAGAA
Molecule: messenger RNA, 4801 nt
Organism: Odontomachus brunneus
Lineage: Eukaryota; Metazoa; Arthropoda; Insecta; Hymenoptera; Formicidae
Gene: E75
Product: nuclear hormone receptor E75-like
Biological process (GO): hormone-mediated signaling pathway; positive regulation of transcription by RNA polymerase II; cell differentiation
Molecular function (GO): RNA polymerase II cis-regulatory region sequence-specific DNA binding; zinc ion binding; nuclear receptor activity
Source: RefSeq, a predicted model, not a curated record